Messenger RNA from Oncorhynchus kisutch (coho salmon), 5169 nucleotides. Its product is annotated as exostosin-2-like. The transcript has 15 exons. NCBI's taxonomy places the organism in Eukaryota, Metazoa, Chordata, Actinopteri, Salmoniformes, Salmonidae. Gene Ontology annotation, cellular component: membrane. Gene Ontology annotation, molecular function: glycosyltransferase activity. Bases 221 to 2395 code for a protein of 724 amino acids. The record is from RefSeq and is a predicted model, not a curated record.
AGUGCAUGCAGAGUCGCCCACGGGUUUCUGACAGGCGAAGAAGAGUUCCACUUCCGGAAAUCAAAUUAUUCACACGAUAGCUAAUUAAACUGUAUUGAUGUUAUCUACCUAACGUUAAAUGUAUAAAAACUAUACAUUAUGGAUUUGCCGCUUAGCUAAGAAGAGGGUAUGAAUUAACAGUUUGUGAUCGACUUCGCACCAUCAAGCGUGAAUUGGUUGAAUGGUCAGGCUCAGCAUGUGCGCGUCUGGAAAGUACAGUUCACGGGGCCCGGCUCUGAUUCCACGGAUGAAAACCAAGCACCGCAUCUACUACAUCACCCUGUUCUCUGUGGUGCUGCUGGGACUCAUCGCCACAGGGAUGUUCCAGUUCUGGCCACACUCCAUCGAAUCAACGGCAGACUGGAGCCUGGACCGACGCAGCGUGCACGAUGCACCUCUCAUCCAACUGCCUGUCUCCAACCCUAUUCCUGAGAGAGGGGACCUUAGCUGCAGAAUGCACACUUGUUUUGAUGUGUAUCGAUGUGGCUACAACCCUAAGAAUAGAAUCAAGGUGUACAUCUAUCCUCUGCAGCGUUUUGUGGAUGAGGGAGGAGUGCCAAUCAGCAGCACAGGCCUGUCUCGAGAGUACAAUGGCCUGCUCAGUGCCAUCUCUGACAGUGAGUUCUACACUGAUGACGUCACCAGGGCAUGCCUAUUCGUGCCCUCUAUUGAUGUGCUCAAUCAGAACUCUCUGCGCAUCCGGGAGACUGCCCAGGCUCUGGCCAUGCUCCCCAGGUGGGACAAAGGGAUGAACCACCUUCUGUUCAACAUGUUACCUGGAGGACCUCCAGACUACAACACAGCCCUUGAUGUACCAAGAGACAGGGCUCUGCUUGCAGGGGGAGGCUUCUCCACAUGGACCUACAGGCAGGGUUAUGACGUCAGCAUCCCUGUGUACAGCCCUCUGUCUGCAGACGUGGAGCUGCCCGAGAGACAGCCUGGGCCCCGGCACUACUUCAUUCUGUCGUCUCAGACGGCCAUCCACCGUGAGUACCGGGCAGAGCUGGAGAGGCUGAAGGAGGAGAACGGGGAGGCUCUGCUCCUCCUGGACAAGUGCAGCAACCUCUCUCAGGGAGUCGCCUCAGCGAGGAAACGCUGCUACAAGGGCCAGGUGUUCGACUACCCCCAGAUCCUCCAGGAGUCGUCGUUCUGUGUGGUGCUGCGCGGGGCUCGGCUGGGACAGGCCACCCUCAGUGAUGUGCUGCAGGCUGGCUGUGUCCCUGUCAUCCUAGCAGACUCAUACAUCCUGCCCUUCUCUGAGGUCCUCGACUGGAAGAGGGCAUCCGUGGUCAUUCCUGAGGAGAAGCUCCCAGAGAUGUACACCAUCUUGAAGAGUAUCCCUCACAGGCAGGUGGAGGAGAUGCAAAGACAGGCCCGCUGGUUCUGGGACGCUUACUUCAGCUCCAUGAAGGCCAUCGGCAUGACAACACUUCAAAUCAUCAAUGACCGCAUCUACCCCUAUGCUGCCCGCACCUACGAACAGUGGAACAACCCCCCUGUGGUGAAGUGGUUGAGUGUGAACAGCCCUCUGUUCCUGCCUCUCAUCCCACCGAGGUCCCCAGGGUUCACUGCUGUGGUGCUGACCUACGACCGUAUCGAGAGCCUCUUCCGGGUCAUCACUGAGAUCUCCAAGGUUCCCAGCCUAGCCAAGCUACUGGUGGUGUGGAACAACCAGAACAAGAGUCCCCCUGAAGAUUCUUUAUGGCCGAAGAUUGCAGCGCCUCUCAAGGUGGUGCGCACCAAAGAGAACAAGCUCAGCAACCGCUUCUUCCCCUACGACGAGAUCGAGACUGAGGCCGUCCUGGCCAUCGAUGAUGACAUCAUCAUGCUGACGUCUGAUGAACUACAGUUUGGCUACGAGGUGUGGAGGGAGUUCCCAGACCGGUUGGUGGGGUACCCGGGUCGGCUCCACCUGUGGGACCACGAGAUGGGGAAGUGGAAGUACGAGUCCGAGUGGACCAACGAGGUGUCCAUGGUUCUGACUGGAGCAGCCUUCUACCACAAGUACUUUAACUACCUGUACACUUACAAGAUGCCAGGAGACAUCAAGAACUGGGUGGAUGCUCAUAUGAACUGUGAGGAUAUCGCCAUCAACUUCCUGGUGGCCAACAUCACUGGCAAAGCCCCCAUAAAGGUGACCCCAAGGAAGAAGUUCAAGUGUCCUGAGUGCACAGCCAUUGACGGUCUGUCCCUGGACCAGACACACAUGGUAGAGAGAUCGGAGUGCAUCAACAAGUUUGCGUCGGUGUUCGGCACCAUGCCCCUGAAGGUAGUGGAACACCGUGCAGACCCAGUCCUCUACAAGGACGACUUCCCAGAGAAGCUCAAGAGUUUCCCCAACAUCGGCAGUCUCUGACCGGACAGGGCUGUGGCCCAGCAACCCCCAGACACCCAUACAUACCCCGCAUCUUCUAGUUCAGGGGAGACAUAAACUCUUCUAUCUCUGUCCAUAUAGAACUAUCUGGAAGGUUGUUGUUGUUCUCUGUAGGGUGGUGUGGAGUUGGGAGCCUGUAUUGUUUCCUUUCCUAAAUAAUGGUUUGAAUUGGAAGUGGUGAGAGAUGAGGUGUGUGUGCUCAUUGGUUGGCUGGACAGAAUCUACUAUGCGACUGAGAGAUGACAAGUCUGUGUAUGUCCACUGCUGCUGUAUUUGAACCAGAGGCCCCGUGGGCUAUUUGGCUGAUCUGGGGUCAGUGUAUAUAAAUCACACAGGGUGAGCAAUUGUGUAAUAUGCUGAACACCCGUGUCAUUUAUCUCGAACUGAUGAAUUUUUUGUAAAUGAUAAGUAAUAUGAGACAAGGUAGUGUUAGAGGGUGCUUCUCGUCUAAGGUCAUUUCAUGGCAUGAGCUAUUUUUAUUUGUUUAGUGUGAGCACUGCAGAGGUGUAUGGUCAGCUUUCUCUGCAUAGAGGAUAUAUCGCAAAUAAUAUGUACACUAUAUAUUUACUACCAAUUGUUCUACUGCUAACACUUUUCAAAAGAAUGACCAGUAUCUGGACACUUGAAUGACCUUUUUUAAAGUGUUGUGCUGCAUAAUGAACUAUUGCAGUAACAUCUAGUCUGGUAUAGUAGGGAAGACACUGUAAUUGAUGCGGUGACAUUGGACUGUCUGCUUCAUGGAGAUGUAGGCACCAGGUUGUACAACUCCCCAAUUCUGAUGUCUCUUUUUGUUUUAUCUUUCUGUUCGUCCGUGUAGGCUUGCUCAUCUCUCUAAAGGAAUGUCCUCUAAAGGCAUUUCAAGUUUGUCAGCACACACUUUUUUAAGAUGUCAAUAUUGCCUUUGUUUUUUACUUGUGUAAGGAUUAUUGUUUGUGAUAAAUGUGUCCCAAAAUAUAUAUAAAUAUGACUUAGUGAAGAAAUACAUGCUAAAUAAAGACAUUUUUCAUUGGCCUGGGAUUAAAGAAAGGAACAAUGGCGCUGCCGGACUCCAACCAAGGUGAAUGAAUUGAGGAGCAAACUGAAGUGAAGAGGAAAUUCAGCUACUGGAGAACAGAGGAAGUUGAUCAAAGUGCUUGAAAAAAAUGUAAUCGGAAGUGUUCUAGAUGUGGAUGACGAUGUUGUAUGCAUGUUUAUUGGAGUGGUUUUCUCAUGCACAGUCACCAGUAGCAGGCCUCUAUCUGUCACGUUCUCCGUCCUCCAUUCUGAUUUGGUGAAUGCCCAUGUCUGACCAGGGCUGUUGUGACAGCCAGGCUGUGUGCAGCACCACUGUUCAGCCUCGCCUGUCACCUGUUAAUAUACGCUCCCUAAUCCACCCUGUACAAUGUCAGCAGUUCAAAGGAACGCUGUUAGUAUUUUUGUCGACUGCGUGACAUUCUUGGAGGUUGUGCGAUCUCAUUUCAUCCCUCAUGUCUGAAAUACUGAGGGAUUUUAGGCUGUCACUGCAACUGAUGCAAUCAUGGUACAUAUGAGGUAGAUGAUAUGUAAAUGCAAGAAGAUGGACGUGUUUCUUUUUUUACACUAGAUUUUUAUUGAAGGCCCUCCCACCCCUCCAUCCUAAUUAUAUAGACAUCAGUAAAAACAGAACAACACCAGAAUCCCAAAAAUCUCCACACACAUUAUUACGUGUGUUGCCCAUUGCUGCAGGACAUUGUGAAAACUGCUACUCUUAAUGAAUCCUCUGAGAGUCUUGCCAUCCUAAAAACAUCCCAGUCUUUAAAUGUAGGAUGUUUCCGUGAGAGUAGGAAUCCUUCUGCAGUAGCAUCAUUCCCACCACACAACAGCAUAGAAAGAUUGUCAAAUAUUGAGCGCCGACCUCUUUGACUAAAUGUGUUUUAUUGUUUGUUUAAAGGUCCAAUGCAGCCUUUCUAAUCGCAAUAUAGAAUUAUUUCAGGGUAACAGUAAAGUACCUUACUGUGAUUUCAAUUAAAAUGGUCAAAAAGAAGCAAAAAUAACUUCUUAGCAAAGAGCAAUUUCUCAAGCAAGAAUUUUGCUCGACUGUCUGGGAGUGGUCUGAGUGGGGAGGGGAGAACUGAACACCAGCUGUUAUUGACAGAGCAGGUUGUAACUCUGGUGUUGAUACCAGGCAGACCAAAACUCCAUCCCACCACAACAGGCUGGCAUUUCAUGCAAUCUUUUUACACAGCUCUUACACUAAAAGUAAAAGAUUUUCACCAUUUCACAGUAUUAUUACAACCUCAUAGUGUGGAAUAUAUAAAAGCAGGGAAAUCAUGUUUUGGACUGCAUUGGACCUUUAAAUCAUUGGCGGGAACUAUAUGAAAUUACUCGUGACAAUUGAAGCUGCACUUCAGUUAUGCUUUAAAGAAAAUUGUAGUUGAUGCAGUUGUGUGUGUGUGUUUCUUAAAUAAGUAUGUGAUGAACAACAGUUUUGCUCUCAAUGCUUGUAAAACAAUUUUCUAAAAUAUUAUGUAAGUGCAAUAACUUACUGUACUAUAGUAACUCACACAAAUAUAUAUGAGAACAUGAACACAAGUAAAAAGUAUACCAUCAUUAAUUAAAAAGCCGUACAAUAUAGCUUAAAGCCACAAAAACCUUUCAAAAUACUUGGAAACUCAACAAACCAAGAACACCCACCCCCUUCAGAAGGAUCACUCAAAAACCAAGAACACCCACCCCCUUCAGAAGGAUCACUCAAAAACCAAGAACACCCACCCCCUUCAGAAGGAUCACUCAAAAAC